This is a messenger RNA of Suillus plorans, 1126 nucleotides long. RefSeq lists its product as uncharacterized. The transcript has 3 exons. The coding region runs from base 281 to 760 and encodes 159 amino acids. The record is from RefSeq and is a predicted model, not a curated record. Lineage: Eukaryota; Fungi; Basidiomycota; Agaricomycetes; Boletales; Suillaceae.
UAGCACACCGCCUUUGCACGCGUCGCAACACGAGUAGAUGUGGACUUGAUGGGUUCAUCAACGUUGUUCUUAGCACUCAUGUCAGCUAUCAUAUCGUUCCCCAGCUCUCAUGAACGAAAAUCCUAAAAAUUCAACGCUACAUGUCGUGCCCGUGCGCACGGAAACAGCUGGCGCCCACCGUGGCAGAAUUAGAGCUUCUCUCGCCACACGCUCUUCAGACUCUGCACACACCGAUAAGUACAGCGCACCAAACUAAACACGCUGUAGAACCGUCCCAAUCAUGAACUAUUCUCUUCUUACGGACAGUCCGUUUAACACUGCUUUAUUAUCCCCAGAGGGUCGCGCCGUGUAUCGCAUCGACACAUAUCUUAGCUCAUUUACGACUACCGUCAAGAAGGUCGGCGGUGGGCAGAGUGAAGUGGAGAUUGGAAGAGUAGUGUGGCACUCUGGUAGACCUGGGACAGCUGUCGUACACGGACACGAGAUAUAUGUCAACAAAAGCAGUUUUUUCAGCUCGUCAAGAACAUUCACAGCACUAAAUGGGCAAUCGUAUAAAUGGACGUUCCAUGAAGGAUCAGCAUUGAUGGCGAGCAACGAUAGCAGGCAAGCCCCAGUUGCCACAUACACACCAGCAACGAGAACAAAUCCCGGGCUACUGCAUAUAACCCCGCAUGGUCUGACCAUCACCGGAGAUGUCAUUUUGAGCUUCGUCUGCGUCGAAGGCGAGCGCCGACAUACAAUGAGGAAGAGUCUAAGAUGAUGUCAUGCGGAGGAAUUUCAAACCUUCAAACCUACUUCCGAUCGCUUCAUUUGGUGUUCAUUUUCAGGUGCUGCGUCUGUUUCAUAUGCAUAUAUGUGUGCAAGUGCUUUCUCUUUCUUUUUUACUUGUGUUUCUUUCUUCUUCACUGAGUCAUAUCUUUGCUCUAGAUACUGUUAUAGAUCUAGAGUUACCACAUGUUUCAUUUUGUAUGGACUCACAUACCUACGGGUUUUGUAUAUCUGUUGACGUUUGUCACGUCAGAUUUGUGAUAGGCCGCUCUUGCAGAGACUACUAUCAUAUGCAUAAACUUAAACUUGAAGCACGCGAUCCCAUCAUGCUGCGUACUUGUUCGCUGAGAUGGCAUAC